CAAAAGUCCGCACGCUCACUCACAUUGUUUGGGUUUUUGCGUGUUGUUUUUAAAUCAGCGCGUCUCAUUUCCGGUUAAAUGACGAGCUCCUCGUCUGUAGACAACCGGUGUUAUGUGGGCGUGGACGUGGGCAGUGGCAGCGUCCGAGCCGCGCUGGUUUCCCACGAUGGCCGUGUUACAGCCACGGCGGAGGAGCCCAUACACAUCUGGCAACCCCAGGCUGACUAUUACGAACAGUCUUCAGAUGACAUCUGGGCCAAAUGCUGCACCACGGUGAAGAGAGUGACUGAAGGCAUCCCGAAGGAGCGUGUGAGAGGGAUCGGGUUUGAUGCCACAUGCUCGUUGGUGGUUCUGGACCAAAACUUUCAGCCUGUUGCAGUUAAUAAAGAAGGUGUCCAGGAGAGGAACGUGGUCAUGUGGAUGGACCACAGAGCGAUGGAACAAGCGUCUCGCAUCACGGCCACGGACCACAGAGUCCUGAGCGCCGUCGGCGGGGUCAUGUCCCCCGAAAUGCAGCCGCCCAAGUUACUGUGGCUGAAAGAGAAUCUGAGGGAGAGCUGCUGGUUGGAAGCCGCACACUUCUUCGACCUGCCAGACUUUUUGUCCUGGAAGGCAACAGGUUCUUUAGUAAGAUCUCUGUGCACUCUGGUGUGUAAGUGGGCUUAUUCUCCGCCAGACGGCUGGGACGACAGUUUCUGGACGGCCAUCGGUCUCGAGGACUUGAUCGAGAACAAUCAUUCAAAAAUCGGAGAGAAGACGUGUUGUCCCGGCAGCCCUCUGGGAGCAGGACUGAGUCCGGAGGCGGCUGCAGGUUUGGGUCUGGAGCCAGGAACAGCCGUGGGAGCGUCUCUGAUCGACGCCCAUGCAGGAGGACUGGGCGUUAUCGGAGCGGAUGUGAGCAGCCAUGACCUGCCGUGUGAAAAUCAGCCAAUCACGUCACGCGUCGCUCUGAUCUGCGGCACGUCGUCCUGUCACAUGGCCGUGAGCCAAAAGCCUCUGUUUGUCCCAGGCGUGUGGGGUCCAUACCUGUCCGCCAUGGUCCCUGACCUGUGGCUCAAUGAGGGAGGUCAGAGCGCUACGGGACAACUGAUUGAUCACAUGGUGACAGGACACGCUGCAUUCCCUCAGUUAAAAGAGCGAGCGGAGAAAAGUGGAGUUCAUAUUUACUCCUGUCUGAACGCACAUCUGGAGGAAAAAGCCAAACACCUGACGGAUGUAGACGAGCUGACUGCGGGCCUGCACGUGUGGCCUGAUUUCCACGGCAACCGGUCUCCUCUGGCCGACCCGAGCCUGAAGGGCAUGGUUAUCGGACUGUCUUUGUCCCAGACGCUGGACGACUUGUCUCUCCUCUACCUCGCCACUCUCCAAGCGAUUGCUCUCGGCACCAGACACAUCCUGGACGCGAUGAGAGACGCGGGACACGACAUCGCGACCUUGUUCCUGUGCGGAGGGCUCAGUAAGAACCCACUGUUCGUGCAGAUGCACGCCAACGUCACGGGGUUGCCGAUCGCCCUGCCUGCGGAGAGAGAGGCCGUGUUGGUCGGGGCUGCUGUUCUGGGAGCCUGCGCCUCACAGGAUUACACCUCCAUCCAGGAAGCCAUGGAGAAGAUGGCCAGGAUCGGAAAAGUGGUUCGACCUAACCUCAAGCUCGAGAGCUUUUACAGGAAGAAGUACGCCGUCUUCCUGCGGCUCUUCGCGCACCAGAGAGAGUACGCGGCGCUGAUGAGCGACGGCCCCGCUGACGCUGACGGUUCGGCUCCUCUCAGGAAGUGAAAGUUUAGCCUGGUGAACAGACAGCUACAGUUUCAUCAGAUCUGAGGCCGUGUCACUACCGGUGCUGUUCGAAUCUCCGUCUGUCUCGGUGAGGUUCACAUCGCGACGUUUGAUCUUCAAAACCGAGAAUGUUGGGUUAAACAAUUUCCGCCAGCUCAGCUCUCAGAGUUGUGAAAGCUGACAGAAGCAAAGAGGUGUCUGUGCGGUGUGUGUGUGUGUGUGUGUGUGAGUGUGUGGGUGGGUGUGUGUCUUAAGUAACAGGCUCAAAGCCACAAAGCCAGUUGUGUAAAUCUUUUAAGGCCUACAUGAUUGCUCCAACAGCUGAGUGAGCAAUCUGAUGGAAUGUCCUGUACAGUUCAUGGGUAUGUUUUAAUACUGACUGAUAUGUAAAGAUUCACACACCAGGUUGGAGAGAGGAUCAUGACUUUGUAAUAAUUAAAACGAAGAUGACACAAGAGCUGUGACGGCCGUCUCGUUAUUCUCUAACCCUGACCUUAUGAACCUCGCAGGUUGAAAGAACAACUCGUUCGAUUUUUGUGCAAGGAAGUAUCGACUUCUGC
Clarias gariepinus (North African catfish) is the source of this 2333-nucleotide messenger RNA. RefSeq names its product FGGY carbohydrate kinase domain containing (gene fggy). Gene Ontology annotation, biological process: carbohydrate metabolic process. The transcript has 16 exons. Bases 79 to 1773 code for a protein of 564 amino acids. Gene Ontology annotation, molecular function: kinase activity; phosphotransferase activity, alcohol group as acceptor. Lineage: Eukaryota; Metazoa; Chordata; Actinopteri; Siluriformes; Clariidae. The record is from RefSeq and is a predicted model, not a curated record.